This is a messenger RNA of Phaeoacremonium minimum UCRPA7, 741 nucleotides long. RefSeq lists its product as hypothetical. The transcript is spliced from 3 exons. Bases 1 to 741 code for a protein of 246 amino acids. The record is from RefSeq and is a predicted model, not a curated record. Lineage: Eukaryota; Fungi; Ascomycota; Sordariomycetes; Togniniales; Togniniaceae.
AUGGCUGCCACAGAAGCUGCACCGCAUUUCAGCAUGAACGAGAUGAGCGCUUUCCGCGCAGAGGAUUUUGAAACCGCAUCGAUUCGCUCUGCGGCCCCUUCCUACAUCUCCGAAGCACCGUCUUAUCACUCCCAAGCCACCACCAACAACGAGCCAAUCCCGCCGUAUUCGCCCCCGGCUCCCUCCUCCUCCUCCUCCGGCGCCGCCCAGCACACCCGUACCAGCUCGUCGGCGGCGGCGACGCUGCUCCUCCCCACCAGCUACGACUUCGCGCCCUCGCCCGGCCUGCCCCCCAUCCCGCCGCCCGCCCCCCGGCGCCCCGAGCUGCCCAGCCUCGGCGGCUUCCGCAUCCCCUCGUGGAGCACCGUGACCAGCAACCCGACGGCGCGCCACUACCACAACGUCGCCAGCCGCCGCGUCAACCAGACCAAGCACCUCGAGGGCAUCAAGCGCAUGGUGCUGGAGCGCGUCGAGGAGGAGGAGCGCAACCGCGUCCGCCCGCUCGAGGACCCCUAUCUCGUCGGCGAGGAGGCCGCCUCGCGGGCCAGGCGGGAGAGGCUGGCGCGCGAGAACGGGGACGAGAUCCUGUAUAGGGAGGACAGGCGGUGGGAUUUCUUCCUUGGCCAGAUGAAAGACUGGGACGAGCGUGAGCGCGACCGCGGCUGGAAGGCGCCGUUCCGCCGCGAGGCAGAGACGGCGACGCGCGGGAGGCUCGCCCGGCGCAUCACGGGGCGGUCCUGA